CAGUUUGAAAUAGUGUUGUCGAACGCUUUCAUGGCCGAAAUCACUGCGUUGCUUGCUGUGAAUUUUCCGAGCGGUAUGGCCAUGUUCCAGGAGCAUUCUGUCCUGACGUUUCGCCUACAUCUAUAGCAGGCAUCCCCAGAGGUUGUGAGGUCUGUUGGAAACUAGGCAAGGGAGGAUUAUCUAUCUGUGGAAGGUCCAGGGUGGGAGAAAGAACUCUUGUAUGUUUGAGGCAGGUUUGAAUGUUGCAAUUGGCCACCUUGGUUAGCAUUGAAUGGCCUUGUGGUUUUAAAGCCUGGCUGCUUACUGCCUGAGGGAAUCUUUUGUUGGGAGGUGUUAGCUGGACCACUCUGAACAACCACCAUGCCAUAGUACACAGAGAAGCAACUGAAAUCCACAAGCAUGUGGACAAUUUCAACAAAAAGGAGGAAACCAUGAAAAUGAACAAAAUUGGGCUACCAGUAUUUUAAAAACUCUAAAAUCAGGACAGCAAAUAAAGAACAACACUGAAAAUAGGGGGAUUCCAGACAAGAAAUAAUCUGGGCCAGUUAAGUCCUUCCAACAAAGGAUCCUCGCAGGCAGGAAGUAGUCAGGCUUUUUAAAUUAUUAUUACUAUUAUUAUUAUUAUUCCGAAUCCAGACUGACAAGGUUCUGGAACACGACACACCAGACAUCACAGUUGUGGAAAAGAAAAAGGUUCGAAUCAUUUAUGUUGCCAUCCCAGGUGACAGUUGCAUUGACGAAAAACAACAGGAAAAACUCAGCCACUAUCAGGACCUCAAGAUCGAAUUUCAAAGACUCUGGCAGAAACCAGUGCAGGUGGUCCCGGUGGUGAUGGGCACAUUGGGUGCCGUGCCAAAAGAUCUCAGCCGGCAUUUGGAAACAAUAGGCAUUGACAAAAUUACAAUCUGCCAACUGCAAAAGGCCACCCUACAGGGAUCUGCGCGCAUCAUCUGAAAAUACAUCACACAGUCCUAGACACUUGGGAAGUGUUUGACUUGUGAUUUUUUGAAACAAAAUCCAGCAUAUCUAUCUUGUUUGCUGUGUCAUGCAAUAAUAAUAAUAACUUUAUUUUUGUACCCCGCCUCCAUCUCCCCGAAGGGACUCAGGGCGGCUUACAUGGGGCCAAGCCUGGAAAAUCACAAUAAACAGAAUAAAACACAUCAAAGUAAAAAUACACAAUUAUACACAUUAACAUAGUAAAAUUAAAAUGGUGACCAUAGUAUAGUUAAAUAUAAUUUAGACACCAGAGUAAAAGUCAUCAAAACGAGCUGGGUCAAAGUGUGCAGAGUGAGCGUUGUAAACACAGGGGUGGAGGUAGAUGACUAAAGUGCUACAAUCAAUAAGAGACUUGGAAUGGGAUGAACACUCGGGCUAUUUCCAACUGAUGGAAUAAAGUAAAGUGCACCAGAUAAAGUUAUGGCCACUGGUACGGGAUCUAUCAUGAGGAUGAAAAAUUCAUUUCUCCAAAAGCAUGCUAGGUUUUUAAACUUUUCCUAAAACGAACAGGGUGGGGCCUUGCCUAAUUUCAGCUUUGAAGCUGCAAGGCUGUUCAAUGCUAAUCAAGGUGGGAAAUUGCCACAUUCACACUUUCCCUAAACAGACAAUAGUUAUCUCUGCCACCAUGGACAUUCCGCAGAUAUAUAACUUACCUAGUUUGCAACAGACCUCACAACCUCUGAGGAUGCAUGUCAUAGAUGUAGGUGAAAUGUCAGUAGAGAAUGCUUCUGGAACAUGGCCAUACAGCCCAGAAAACUCACAGCAAUCCAGUGAUUCCGGCCAUGAAAGCCUUUGACAACACAUUGUCCUACUUUAGUUGUGUGUGCCUACACUGGCAAUAGGAAAAAUAUCUGUUGUUCCCUAUUAAAAAAACCCCUCCUUGAGCAAAACAGUGAGAAAAGCACCAAAGCCUACCUUUUAAAAAGUAUAGAUCUGUAAACAUGGAUACCAAAAUAGAACUCAUAUCAAAAAACAGAAACUAGUGAAAGAAAGAAAAAUAAUCAUCCCUGGUUGAGUUUUGUAAGAAGCUUUUGACAACUCACAUAAUUCCACAGCAUUGAGCCAUGGCAAUUAAAGUGACGCCAAACUGCAAUAAUUCUACGUAGCCUGAAUCUACAUAGGAUAAAUUUAGCAUUAUAAUGAAAGAAUCUCUUUUAUAGCACACUGCUAUGUAUGUACCCAGCCUUGCAUUUAAGAGUUAAUGCCCGAAUGCUUCAUUGUUGUCCACAUUCCACCUCCUUAUUGGUAGUGGUUGCUAUAAUCUCUUUAAUCUCAGUUUCUCCCCAUAAAUACAGCCUUCCUGCAUGAUUUGCUUUGUUUGUGAGUUUCAUGAUACACCAGGCACUUAUGAAGCCCGCAAUGAUUAUGAAGAUCGUCCCAGAGGUCUGAAACAAUGGCUGUGCUUAUAGACUUUCUAAUACUCACGGCUAGAGUAUUUGGAUACAUCCUCCAGGCUUUGCUUCAGUGGAUAAAGAAGCCCGCGGAGAAGAUAGUUAGAAAUGAAAUCUGCUUGAUAACCGGCACAGCCAGCGCAACUGGGAUUGGGAGGCUUUUGGCACUGGAGUUUGCCCGACGGGGAGCAACGCUCGUCUUGUGGGAUACUGACACCAAGGGCAACGAAAACACAGCGAGGGAAGUCUGCAAGCUGGGCGCCAAGGCCUACGCUUACACUUGCGAUGUGAGCCAGAGAGACCUGGUCUAUGCUGCCGCUGCCUCUGUGAGAAAAGAGGUGGGAGAUGUCUCCAUUGUGGUCAACAACGCUGGCAUCGUAGCUGGGAUGCCCAUCUUACAGUGCCCUGAUGGACAGAUGGAAAGGACCAUGAGGACCAAUUGCCACGCUCACUUUUGGACAGUCAAGGCUUUCCUCCCGCAAAUGAUCAAGAGAGAGCAUGGGCACAUUGUGACAAUUGCUGGAGCACUUGGUCUGUUUGCAACUGGUUGUCUGGAGGACUACUGUGCCAGCAAGUUUGCUGCAGUGGGAUUUCACGAAGCUCUUAGCCAUGAAUUGAAAGCCAAGAGAAUCAACACUGUGAAGACUACUCUAGUGUGUCCUUACUUCAUCGACACAGGAACGUUUAAUGGCUGUGGAGUCAGGCGAGAACUGAAAGCCUUCCUUUCUCCUAUAAGCACAGGCAAUUUUGUGAAAGCAGCCAUGCGAGGCAUACUUCAUAAUCAACAUAUGAUCUGUGUCCCCAGAGUCAUUUAUUUUGGAGCCAUUUUGAAAAAUCUCCUUCCUUGGGAUGUACAAGUUCUCAUUCAAAAAUUCCUAGGACUGGACAGAUGUGUUCCUCAAAAAGCAGUGCAGUAAGAAAGAUGGUCCCUUUUUAGAGACCACCUGCAGCGACAUUUCUUGUUCUUCAUCCAAAAUAAGAACAGUUCGAUAAACCCUAAGUUUUGGCUUAAAAGUCGAAUUGGAUCGUUCCGAUUUUGAACAGGGGAGAUCUACCUACACGCAAGGACAUACUUGCUUUCGGAUGCAAAACAAAUAUGAUUGGUAAUUCCUUUGAAGGUUUGUUCUGUUUUAUCAAGCCAAAUAGUGUUUAGGGUGUUCUGCUGUGACCUAACAAAAUGGCACUGCAAAUAGAAACAUCCUAUUAUGUUGUUUUCGGAUCCAUUUAGUUUCAAUAUCACAUUGCAUUCAGUGCUAUCUUCUAAUUCCUCCCAGAAAACUGGCUUGAUAAAUCUAUUCAUUUUGUGAAUUUAGCUUUCUAUCACUGCAGAGAUAAUUGAAUUCAGGUGAAUGAUAUCGUGGCAGCCUAUAUCCGUGGCUCUAAUGUACAAGUAUUGGAUUAUGUAUUAAUUCUCUUGAUAACACUUCUGUAUUGACUCCUUUCUACACAGUUCACUUUAAUUGCCAAGAUGGAAAGUAGAAAUAUAGCUCACAAAUGUAGGAAGUUUUUCCUUUGUGUCUGGAAUUGCUGCAUUGUUUUGUUGUUAUGGUUCUGUUUUAAAUCAACUUGAACACACACUGAACAGGAAAGGGCAAUUUCAAAAUACAUUAAAUAAUAAAGCUUAAUUACGAUAAAUAAUAAAGAUGGAAAUUUGCGAUAGUAACCAUACAUCUUUGCAUCUGAAACAGAACAUAUUCCCUGGACUUUAUCAAGGAAGUAAAUAAAACAGCUAUAUAUUUUCUA
Messenger RNA from Anolis carolinensis (green anole), 4130 nucleotides. RefSeq names its product retinol dehydrogenase 10. Bases 2390 to 3304 code for a protein of 304 amino acids. The transcript has 5 exons. Gene Ontology annotation, cellular component: lipid droplet. Gene Ontology annotation, molecular function: oxidoreductase activity, acting on the CH-OH group of donors, NAD or NADP as acceptor. The record is from RefSeq and is a predicted model, not a curated record. NCBI's taxonomy places the organism in Eukaryota, Metazoa, Chordata, Lepidosauria, Squamata, Anolidae.